This is a messenger RNA of Daphnia magna, 882 nucleotides long. RefSeq lists its product as uncharacterized. NCBI's taxonomy places the organism in Eukaryota, Metazoa, Arthropoda, Branchiopoda, Diplostraca, Daphniidae. The record is from RefSeq and is a predicted model, not a curated record. Bases 58 to 450 code for a protein of 130 amino acids. The transcript has 4 exons.
ACUGCUGUUGCCUCACAUUCAGCCCAGUUGCAGCAAUCAUACUUUCAGCGAUAAACUAUGUUCAAAACUGCAGUUUCCUUCCUACCAGCAAGUCAAAGCCUACCAGCAAGUAAAAGCAAUAAGUCUUCAAACUUUCAACGAUACUUUUCCAAUAUUCCAGUUUCCUUCCUACCAGCAAGUCAAAGCCUACCAGCAAGUCAAAGCAAGAAGCCUUCACACUUUCAACGAUACUUUUCCAAUAUUCCAGUUUCCUUCCUACCAGCAAGUCAAAGCCUACCACCAAGUCAAAGCAAGAAGCCUUCAACCUUUCAACGAUACUUUUCCAACAUUGCAGUUUCCUUACUUCAAGCAAGUCAGUCCUGUCUAACAAAACCAUGCCGAGGAAUUAUAUUGCUAAGAGAGAAAACCCAAUUGAAGAAUCAUUACACGGAGCGAUUUCCGAUGUUUUGAGUGGAAAAUCUUCAAUAAGGAAGUCAGCGGAGAAAUUCAACCUAAAACCAUCUACAGUUGCAUUUUAUACCAAACGAUUCUCCUCAAGUGGGCUGUUUACUCCUGCACAAAUCAAACGUAAAACUCAUCCUUCGCAAAUAUUUUCUUCUGAAAAGGAAUAUCAGUUGGCAGAAUACUUGAAUAAAAUGCAUCGUUAAUUCAACAAAAUUUUAAUCUAAAUUUAUUGUUACGAAAACACACCUAUAAACAUACAAGUUAAAAGUUAUUGGCUAUCUAUCGUAAAAAUGAGUGCGCUACGUAUCUGUUAGUCAACUGUAAUUUUAAAUUUUGCGCGUUGAAUAGGCUCCUCCCAUUCCACGCCCUUUGCUGUCCGAUUUCACCCAACUUAAUCGUCCAAUAUUCCCCCAAAACACCCUAUCCCGGUAAAAGCGU